AUAGCGCAAGACGGCUUGUGGAGUGUCAUUGUUGUACGAAAAUUUGAACAGAAACCAGGUAUAUUAUGUGGGUGUUGAAGCUGUCCAUGAUGUUGCUGACUCUCUGAAAUAGAACCAGUAAACAUCAGCAAAUAUGAAAGCAAAUAUAAUAUUUUGCCUUCUGGCGCCUCUGGUAGCCGCUCUCCCGGCCGAAUUCAUUCGAUUGGAGCCUGAACUUGCCGCACGCCGCGUUAAUAUUACUGAGAGAAUGGCUGAUUUAGAGGAUCGACAAGCCUCCGUGAGCAUUGAUCAGCUCUUCAAAAGGAAAGGCAAAGUUUAUUUUGGAACUGCAACUGACCGUGGCUUACUCCAACGAGAACGAAAUGCAGCCAUUAUCCAGGCUAAUCUUGGACAAGUGACGCCAGAGAAUAGCAUGAAAUGGCAGUCACUUGAGCCUAACCAAGGCCAGUAUAAUUGGGGAGAUGCAGAUUACCUUGUUAACUUCGCCCAACAAAACGGCAAGACGAUACGUGGACAUACUCUGAUUUGGCACUCACAACUACCUAAUUGGGUCAAUAACAUCAAUAAUGCAGAUACUUUGCGCCAGGCUAUCCGUACUCAUGUUCUCACUGUUGUUGGAAGAUAUAAAGGAAAGAUUCGCGCUUGGGAUGUAGUAAACGAGAUCUUCAACGAGGAUGGAACACUACGCUCUUCUGUGUUUUCUAGACUGCUAGGCGAAGAGUUUGUCUCGAUUGCUUUCCGUGCUGCUCGAGAAGCUGAUCCGUCUGCUCGUCUCUACAUCAACGAUUACAAUCUCGAUGUUGCCGGGUCUAGUAAAGUCAACUUGAUGAGAUACUAUGUGGAUAAAUGGAUCUCUCAAGGAGUUCCCAUUGACGGCAUCGGAACUCAAACCCACAUCGGUGCUGGAGGAGGUGCCUCUGUACAAGGUGCACUUCAGCAGCUAGCUACAGCACCAGUCACUGAAUUGGCCAUUACUGAACUUGACAUCGUGGGCGCACCGUCGAACGAUUACAGCGCAGUUGUUCGAGGAUGUUUGAACGUUCCUAAGUGCUUGGGGAUCACUGUGUGGGGUAUUAGCGACAAAGACUCGUGGCGUUCAGGCUCCAGUCCCCUUCUAUUCGACAGCAACUUCAAUCCUAAAGCAGCUUACAACAGUAUUGUAAGCAUUUUACAAUAAACUCUCUGCAUAUGGUGAAGGGAAAAGCGUGCCUCAGAAGAUCGAAAUAUAAAAAGGAUUACCUCAGAUGCGGAAUACCAGUUCCAUUGUAAAUGCUUAGAAAUAUACAUGAGCUACAGGUCUACACUUGUACCUUCGAGAUGACAUAUUCUUAUAUUGCUUCCAAUUUCUCGGCUC
Messenger RNA from Trichoderma harzianum CBS 226.95, 1354 nucleotides. RefSeq names its product glycoside hydrolase family 10 protein. The coding region runs from base 134 to 1177 and encodes 347 amino acids. Gene Ontology annotation, biological process: carbohydrate metabolic process. Gene Ontology annotation, molecular function: hydrolase activity, hydrolyzing O-glycosyl compounds. NCBI's taxonomy places the organism in Eukaryota, Fungi, Ascomycota, Sordariomycetes, Hypocreales, Hypocreaceae. The record is from RefSeq and is a predicted model, not a curated record. The transcript is spliced from 4 exons.